AUGGCAUUGACAUACGAUGUCUUCCGCGGCUCUCCCGAGGGCAAGAUCGUCACCGACAAAGUGUCCAGCGACCUCGGAUACAAUGAAGUCUUCAUUGAAACCCUCGUAUCCGGCGUAUGCGGAACAGACGAACACUAUCUGAAGUCGGACCAAGUCCUAGGCCACGAGGGUGUGGGGAUCAUCAAGGCCGCUGGACCCGGUGUGCAGACGGUGAAGAUCGGUGAUCGCGUGGGAUUUGGUUUCACUCAUGGGAUCUGCGCGCGAUGCGAUAACUGCGCGAGAGACAUGGACCAAUUCUGCCGAGAGAAGAAACAAUACGGCACCAACGAUUUCAACAACGGCAGCUUCAGCUACAACGCCAUCUGGGAUGCAAACUGCGUAUUUCCCAUCCCGGACGAGAUAGAAUCAACCCACGCUGCACCUCUGAUGUGUGCAGGGGCAACGGUGUGGACUGUUUUGACACGGUUCGACAUGCGUCCCGGUGAUCGGGUCGGAAUCCAGGGGGUGGGCGGACUCGGUCACCUGGCUAUCAAGCUGGCCGCUGCUAUGGGGUAUCAUGUUGUCGUGCUGUCAAGUUCUGAGGCCAAGAGGCAAGAAGCUAUGGAGUACGGCGCGUCGGAGUAUCAUGUCUUUCGGGCAGAAAGCCCUCUCCGGUCGUUUAAGCCUCUGAAGCAUCUCCUGCUUUGUGGGAGUGGUGGCGUGAAGUAUUCCUCUAUCCUACCGCUCAUGGAUAGUCCUAGUGCGAUUUAUCCGUUGACUGCGACGUUUGAGGCCUCACCCAUCCCUACCCUGGAGCUAUGCUUCAAGGGCUGUAAGAUUCAGGGCUCCUUAGUCGCUUCCCGUCAGAGUACACAGGCGCUCUUGGAAUUCGCAGCGAAGAAGCAGAUUUAUCCUACUAUAAUGACGUUUCCGUUCACCAGCGCUGGGAUCGAGGAGGCGAUGAGCCAGUUGAGGGAUGGAAAGAGUGCUGCAUACAAAUUACAUGUCGUGGACAGUAAAUGUGCCAAAGGAGCUGGCGCGGACCGCAUUCGACAAGGCCCUAAGCAGCGCCGCAGCUCCCGCCCAAAAUAA
Aspergillus niger is the source of this 1071-nucleotide messenger RNA. RefSeq lists its product as uncharacterized. Gene Ontology annotation, biological process: alcohol metabolic process. Lineage: Eukaryota; Fungi; Ascomycota; Eurotiomycetes; Eurotiales; Aspergillaceae. The coding region runs from base 1 to 1071 and encodes 356 amino acids. The record is from RefSeq and is a predicted model, not a curated record. The transcript is spliced from 4 exons. Gene Ontology annotation, molecular function: alcohol dehydrogenase (NADP+) activity; zinc ion binding.